Bemisia tabaci is the source of this 2402-nucleotide messenger RNA. RefSeq names its product SDA1 domain containing protein Mys45A (gene Mys45A). Gene Ontology annotation, biological process: ribosomal large subunit export from nucleus; ribosomal large subunit biogenesis. NCBI's taxonomy places the organism in Eukaryota, Metazoa, Arthropoda, Insecta, Hemiptera, Aleyrodidae. Gene Ontology annotation, cellular component: nucleolus. The record is from RefSeq and is a predicted model, not a curated record.
UUUCAUUAUCUUUCUCUCCUCGCGUUCACGUGGAUAAUUUUAGUGCACUGUAUUUUAACUUUAAUUGAAUUGUUUGAUCUCCGUGUUAAUUUAUUCAGCGUCAUGGCUCAGAUGAAUUUGCCACAACUACAGAAUCUCAUUAAAAGAGAUCCAGAAUCCUACAAAGAUGAGUUUCUACUUCAACGGAGGCAUUUUCAGUCUCUACUCUCUGUGUUUCUCCUUCGCCCAAGCCAAUAUAACAAAGGCCUGGAUGAGCUGGUUAUGUUUAUGGCACAAGUAGCACAUUGUUACAAAGGUGAACUUUCAACAUUUGCUCAAGAAAUCAUUGAUGUUCUGCAAAACCACAACACGGUGCUAGAUCCCAAUAUUCGAAUGACUUUUUGCAGAGCCUUGAUCUUGCUUCGAAACAAAGGACUACUUACGCCAACUGAUCUGUUAUCCCUCUUUUUUAGUCUUCUGAGGUGUCAGGAUAAAUCUUUGCGUAAAUUUCUUCAAAAUCAUAUCAUCAAUGAUAUUAAAAACAUCAAUUCUAAGCACAAAGACAUGAAACUGAACUCAACACUGCAGACAUUCAUGUACAGUAUGUUAAAUGAUCAUGCAAAAGCUGCCAAAAUGUCUGUCAACAUCAUGAUUGAGUUAUACAAAAAGAGAAUUUGGAAUGAUGCUAAAACAGUAAACGUUCUUGCCACCGCCUGCUUUUCAAAAGUUACUAAGGUUAUGGUUGCUGCUUUAAAAUUUUUCCAGAGCUCUGAUGAUCCAGAACCUACAAAAGACAGUGAUGACUCAGACGAUGAAAUAAAUCCCCAAGCCAAGGCUUUAGCAAAUAAAUUCAACAAGAAAACUAGGAAGAGAAAAAACAUGUUGGAAAAGACAAAGAAAGCAGCAGCGAAAGAAAAGAAGAAAAAAGGAGAUGCCCCUUCUUUUAAUUUUUCAGCUUUAAAUCUAAUCCAUGAUCCACAGAGCUUUUCUGAAAAGUUGUUUGCUCAGCUGGAAAAGCGGCAUGAAAGAUUUGAAGUUCGCUUAAUGACGAUUGAUGUUAUUUCAAGGCUCAUCGGUUUGCAUCAAUUGUUUCUGUUCAAUUUUUACCCUUAUAUACAAAGGUUUCUUCAACCUCAUCAGAAAGAGGUGACCAAACUACUCCAGUAUGUUGCUCAGUCUGCUCAUGAAUUGGUACCACCAGACGUUCUAGAACCUGUUUUGAAGACCAUGGUCAAUAACUUUGUCACGGAAAGAAAUUCAACUGAUGCCAUGGCCAUUGGGUUGAAUGCCAUUCGGGAGUUAUGUGCGCGAUGUCCGCUUGUCAUGAAUGAGGAUUUGCUGAAAGAUUUAAUCGGCUACAGUCGAUACAGAGAUAAAAGUGUUAUGAUGGCUGCGCGUGCAUUGCUUCAUCUAUACCGAGCGUCACUUCCAACUAUGUUGGCUAAGAAAGAUCGGGGUCGGCCAACUCAAGCAUCUAUAGAAAUCAAAGCUAAGAAGUAUGGAGAAAUUGAAGCGGUUGACUAUGUAGCAGGUGCAGAAGUCCUUCUUGAGGAGCAGAAGAAAGAGUUGGAAAAAGAGAAAGAGAAAGAGGAUGCAGGAUCUGACUCUGACUCUGACUGGGUGGAUGUCUCUGAUUCAGCCUCUGAAGGUGCCGCAUCGGACAUUGAAGAGGAAGAAGAAGAAGAAGAUGAAGAGGGAGGAGAUGAAAGUGAAGAAGAGCAGGAAGAAGACGAUGAGAACAAAGAGAAGGAGACUGCCUCAGGAUCAAAGUUGGAUGCCCAACCUGGGAAGCCUGCCACUCCAGCUAAAGAAAAAGUUGUCAAGUUAUCUAAAGAGCAGGUUGCAGAAGAAAAAAGACGGGAAGCAGCCUUGAUUAGCUCAACUCGUAUUUUAACAGAUGAAGACUUUGCCGCAAUUGAUGCAGCUCAAGCAAGAAAGCACGCAGAAGCUGCCAAAAACUUAAAGAGGAAAGCUGAAGCCCUUUAUGACUCCGCUGAGCGUGUGAAACUAGAAGAUAUAGAAAAUAUUUACAAGAAGAAACGACAUGACAAAGAAGCUAGAAUGGAAACAGUUCUGAAAGGAAGAGAAGGUAGAGAAAAAUUCGGAUGGAAAGACAAUCGGAAGAAUCCAUUUUCAAGUAAAACGAAUCGUGAGAAAAAGAAGAAUAAGAACUUUAUGAUGUUGAAGCACAAAGUAGGCCAAAAGAUAAAAAGGUCAUUCAAAGACAAGCAGAUUGCUUUGAGGGAUCAUUUGAUCAAACUGAAAAAAAUGAAAUAGAAGUCAUACUGCGUGUUUUGUUAGUGCUUGAUCACUCGGACUUUUUGUUCACCAUGUAUUCCUUUGUUCUUACAGUUCAUUUGCCAGUAGCCAGAAUUUUAUUUAUUUAUUUUUUUUAUUUUGGAAUUCCAGAGUUUUAAAAUGCA